GUGUUUUGGGAAACGAGUUUAGUAUAUUAAGGUCACCAGGGUCCGUUGUCUUCCGAAAUGGAAAUUGGCCUAUACCAGGAGAGCGAAUUCCAGAUCUGGCUGCAUUGUCCAUGGGCUUCUCUGUAAAUGAAGACCUUUCUUGGCCAGGACUCGCAGUGGGUAACCUAUUCCAUCGUCCUCGGGCUACGGUUAUGGUGAUGGUGAAGGGAGUGGACAAACUGGCUCUCCCCCCAGGCAGUGUCAUCUCGUACCCUUUGGAGAAUGCAGUUCCUUUCAGUCUUGACAGCGUUGCAAAUUCCAUUCACUCCUUAUUUUCUGAAGAAACUCCUGUAGUUUUGCAGUUGGCUCCCAGUGAGGAAAGAGUGUACAUGGUGGGGAAGGCAAACUCAGUUUUCGAAGACCUUUCAGUCACACUCCGACAGCUCCGUAACCGCCUGUUUCAAGAAAACUCUGUUCUCAAUUCACUUCCUCUCAAUUCUCUGAGUAGGAACAAUGAAGUUGACCUGCUCUUUCUCUCUGAGCUGCAAGUGCUACAUGAUAUUUCCAGUUUGUUGUCUCGUCAUAAGCACCUCGCCAAGGAUCAUUCUCCUGAUUUAUAUUCACUGGAGCUGGCAGGUCUGGAUGAAAUUGGGAAACGUUAUGGGGAAGACUCGGAACAGUUCCGAGACGCCUCUAAGAUCCUUGCUGAUGCUCUACAAAAGUUUGCAGAUGACAUGUACAAUCUUUAUGGUGGGAAUGCAGUGGUAGAAUUAGUAACUGUCAAAUCAUUCGACACAUCCCUUGUGAGGAAGACCAGGACCAUCCUUGAGGCAAAGCAAGCAAAGACCUCAACAAGUCCCUAUAACCUUGCGUACCAGUAUAAUUUCGAGUACUCAGUGGUUUUCAACAUGGUGCUCUGGAUAAUGAUCGCCCUGGCCUUGGCCGUGAUUAUCACCUCCUACAACAUCUGGAACAUGGAUCCCGGGUAUGACAGCAUCAUUUACAGGAUGACAAACCAGAAGAUUCGAAUGGAUUGAACUUUUCCUUAACGCCACACUUAGAAAAGGGGUUCGAACAUUAGCCGUUUUGUUAAAAUCUAUCUUUUAGUGUGGUUUUAAGUAGAUCGUAUACUUUAAAUUUAUAAACAAAAAAAAGCAAAUUUUGUUCUCUAUUUUGUGUGUGCCUGUGAUGUUUUCUUUUUUAGAGUGAAUUAGUAUGAAUUAGUAUUGACGUGAAUCGAACGUGUCAUAUAGAUUUCCAUAAUAUGCUUGAAUAUUAUAAUAUAGCCAUUUAAUACAUAUUUCAUUCCAUUUAAUAAAUGUGGGAAUGUGCACUGAAAGAAAUGUAAAACACGUAGAAUAGUUUGUUAUUUAUGUUGGGGAAAUGCACUGAAUUUAUUAGAGAAACUCCUGAACGCUCCACUUGCUUACACAGGACGGGGGAAAACCGCAUCUGGGCUGUUGUAUACUAUGAAUUAUUUGUACAUGUCUUCAUUUGAUGUAAAUAUCUCUGAAACAAGAGAAAAGGUUUUGAACUUAGAACAGCCAGCCCUAAAAUAUGGAUGUGCUUAUACAAUCGCUUCAUUUUGGAACUGUAUCCGGUCAACAGAGGACAGCUGUUUUUUUUUUUUUUCUUUAACCUGUUCGGCAAGUGUGGUGAUCCGUAUGGUCUAGUAUGGAGAUUAAAAAUACUACAUUAAUCCAGGAAGAAACUAGCUUUGUGGAUUAUCGAUGCUUGUAAUUAUUAUAUACAAAAACAAAUCUUUGGGGACAUCUUGAGGCAUGAAUAUAAAAUAUAUUUAUUUCAGUAACUUUUCUCCCAGUGAAAGUUACUAUGGUUUGUGGUACAACUUCAUUCUAUAGAAUAUUAAGUGGAAGUGGAUGAUUUCUACUUUUCAUGUGGAAGUGGACCAAUGUCUACAAAGAGUGGCAAAUAAAGUUAAUAAUGAUUCCAAA
Tupaia belangeri chinensis (Chinese tree shrew) is the source of this 1934-nucleotide messenger RNA. RefSeq names its product ATPase H+ transporting accessory protein 2 (gene ATP6AP2). The record is from RefSeq and is a predicted model, not a curated record. NCBI's taxonomy places the organism in Eukaryota, Metazoa, Chordata, Mammalia, Scandentia, Tupaiidae. Gene Ontology annotation, biological process: positive regulation of Wnt signaling pathway. Gene Ontology annotation, molecular function: signaling receptor activity. Gene Ontology annotation, cellular component: membrane; external side of plasma membrane.